Molecule: messenger RNA, 1227 nt
Organism: Synchytrium microbalum
Lineage: Eukaryota; Fungi; Chytridiomycota; Chytridiomycetes; Synchytriales; Synchytriaceae
Exons: 7
Coding region: 1-1227 (408 amino acids)
Biological process (GO): steroid biosynthetic process
Molecular function (GO): 3-beta-hydroxy-Delta5-steroid dehydrogenase (NAD+) activity
Source: RefSeq, a predicted model, not a curated record
AUGGAUUCCUCUUCGCUAAAGUAUAUCGCUCUUGGAAUUGGUGCUGCUACGACCGCAACAGCUCUGAGCUUGCAUCUCUACAACAAAUCUCUGUUCGCCGUGACUAUCGUUCCCAGGCCAUUAGACAAGGAUUGUUUUGCUCUACCGCCUCGAGAAGACUUUAUAAAACUGCUCGGUGCUCCCACUAACGUCGGAUAUGCUGUAACUGGUGGUGCUGGCUUCAUAGGAGCUUAUAUCGUUGAGCAGCUCUUAGCUCGUGGUGAAAAGCACGUCUACGUCUUGGACUUGAAACCUUCCAACAACAUUCCCAAAGGGACUCAAUUUGUCGAGUGCGACAUUACCGAUUACGGAUCAGUCAAGAAGGCACUCGAUAACCGCUCUAUUCAGGUCGUAUAUCAUGUAGCGGCCAUCAUACGCUUCAUGGAUGAGUUUCCGGAGCAGUUGCCCGUGUCGAUGAAGGUCAAUGUGAAGGGGACAGAGAAUGUUAUUGAAGCGUGUCGUGAAUUGUCGAUACCUAUACUAGUGCAAACAUCAACUUCACAUGUGUGUGUUGGAAAGGAUUUGAAUCCGAUCUUCUAUGGAAAUGAGAAUCUGCCUUACACCACGAAACCAUUCAAUAAUUAUGCUAAAACGAAAGCAUUGGCUGAACAGGCUACAUUGGCUGCAAACGGAACAGCUUUGAGCAAUGGAGGUGUCCUGUCAACCGGCAGCAUCCGCCCAACUUCGACGAUCUAUGGCAGAGGAGAUCGCUGGGGCCUUGAUACGUACUUUUCUACUGGAAAAUUAACAAUACACCAUCCUGGAGUCGUGGACGACUUUUGCUAUGUUGAGAAUCUUGCAUUGGCUCAUUUGCUAUUGGAACGUGCAUUACGAGAAAAGCCCAAAGAAUCUGGUGGAAAAGCCUACUUCAUAUCUCACGACGACCCACUCAGCCGAGAGAAUUUCUUUGCCAUUCUGGAGAAAUUGCUACCAAAUCGAUUCUCUCGUGAAACCAUGCCAUACCCUCUCAUGUACGUCUUGAGCAGGCUUGCUACCUUCACAUCUCGAUACACGUCGACGUCUUUGGGCGACUUGGACAUGUUUACGGCUUGCAGUGACCGUAUGCAAUGGAGUCAGCAUUGCUUUUCGUCCCAACGAGCACGGAAGGUUUUGGGAUAUGAGCCGUUUUAUUCUGUUGAGCAGGGUGUUGCGGUGUCUUGGAACCGUUUUCAGGAGGGAAAGAAAUAG